UCCUACUGGAGAGUCUGCUCCAAAAAUCUGGAAUGGGGCCCAGGGUGUUUGAGCUUUUCCACAACUUCUUGAAGUACUUCCCUGGUACACACAGGCAAGUCUACAAAAACCUGCAGGAAAUCACCGGCUUCAUUGACCGCGUUGUGGAGAAGCACCGUGAAACCCUGGACCCCAGCUCCCCCCAGGACUUCAUCGACGCCUACCUGAUCCGCAUGGACAAAGAGAAGGCCGACCCCCGCAGCGAGUUCCACCAGCGGAACCUCAUCUACACCGUGCUGUCGCUCAUCUUCGCCGGCACGGAGACCACCAGCACCACGCUCCGCUAUGGAUUCCUGCUCCUGCUCAAAUACCCCCACAUCACAGAGAGAAUCCACAAAGAGAUUGACCAGGUGAUUGGCCCACACCGCCUUCCAUCCCUUGAUGACCGAGCCAAAAUGCCAUACACUGAUGCAGUCAUCCAUGAGAUUCAGAGAUUCGGGGACCUCCUCCCGAUUGGUGUGCCCCAUAUGGUCACCAAAGACACUAGCUUCAGAGGGUACAUCAUUCCCAAGGGCACUGAAGUAUUUCCCAUCCUGCACUCGGCUAUCAAUGAUCCACAUUACUUUGAAAAACCAGAAGUCUUCAACCCUGACCGCUUUCUGGAUGCCAAUGGGGCAUUGAAGAAGAAUGAAGCUUUUAUCCCCUUCUCCAUAG
Messenger RNA from Leptonychotes weddellii (Weddell seal), 693 nucleotides. Lineage: Eukaryota; Metazoa; Chordata; Mammalia; Carnivora; Phocidae. The record is from RefSeq and is a predicted model, not a curated record.